Messenger RNA from Hipposideros armiger (great roundleaf bat), 1803 nucleotides. RefSeq names its product multifunctional protein ADE2. Gene Ontology annotation, biological process: 'de novo' IMP biosynthetic process. The coding region runs from base 418 to 1803 and encodes 461 amino acids. Gene Ontology annotation, molecular function: phosphoribosylaminoimidazolesuccinocarboxamide synthase activity. Gene Ontology annotation, cellular component: cytosol. The transcript has 11 exons. NCBI's taxonomy places the organism in Eukaryota, Metazoa, Chordata, Mammalia, Chiroptera, Hipposideridae. The record is from RefSeq and is a predicted model, not a curated record.
UUCUUGGUACACUCCAACCUAUGAACCGCUAUCCCAGACGAGAAAGGGGGCCCAUUUUCUGCAAAAAGGGGCGGAGCCGUCAGUGCGCGCCACUUUUCGCCUUUCCUGGAACAGCGCCAGCGGGUAGCGGGGGAGGGUGACGGUCUGCGUUGCUGCGCCUGCGCGGCGGGAAUCCGCGGGGAAAGCGCACACUCCGGGAGUUGAAAUUCCUCUCGGUCCGCCGAGGCCCCGGUGUCCCGCGGGUGUCGUCGGUGCUCGACCUGAGCCCGAGCGUGCGCGCUGGGUCACGCGACACCGCCUGGGGUGUGUCUGCGCCGCGCCUCCCUCCCGGCCCCGUGAGCCUCUCUGACCAAUACUCUUUUCCAGAAUCCCGCUUCUCUUCCUAGCGCGGCCACUACCCCCAACCCACCAAGGAAAAUGGCGACAGCUGAGGUACUGAACAUUGGUAAUAAGCUCUAUGAGGGUAAAACAAAAGAAGUCUAUGAAUUGUUAGAUAGUCCAGGAAAAGUUCUCCUGCAGUCCAAGGACCAGAUUACAGCAGGAAAUGCAGCCAGAAAGAAUCACCUGGAAGGAAAAGCUGCAAUCUCAAAUAAAAUUACCAGUUGUAUUUUUCAGUUGUUACAGAAAGCAGGUAUCAAAACUGCUUUCACCAGAAAAUGGGGGGAGACAGCUUUCAUUGCACCCAAGUGUGAAAUGAUUCCAAUUGAAUGGGUUUGUAGAAGAAUAGCAACUGGUUCUUUUCUCAAAAGAAAUCCUGGUGUCAAGGAAGGAUAUAAGUUUUACCCACCUAAAGUGGAGAUGUUUUUCAAGGAUGAUGCCAAUAAUGAUCCACAGUGGUCUGAGGAACAGAUCAUUGCUGCAAAAUUUUGCUUUGCUGGACUUGUUAUAGGCCAAACUGAAGUGGAUAUCAUGAGUCAUGCUACACAGGCUAUUUUUGAAAUUCUGGAGAAAUCCUGGUUGCCCCAGGAUUGUACACUGGUUGAUAUGAAGAUUGAGUUUGGUGUUGAUGUCACCACCAAAGAAAUUGUUCUUGCUGAUGUUAUUGAUAAUGAUUCCUGGAGACUCUGGCCGUCAGGAGAUCGAAGCCAACAGAAAGACAAACAGUCAUAUCGUGACCUCAAGGAAGUAACUCCUGAAGGGCUCCAGAUGGUAAAGAAAAAUUUUGAGUGGGUUGCAGAAAGAGUAGAGUUGCUUCUGAAGCCAGAAAGUCAGUGCAGGGUUGUAGUAUUGAUGGGCUCAACUUCUGAUCUCGGUCACUGUGAAAAAAUCAAGAAGGCUUGUGGAAACUUUGGCAUUCCAUGUGAACUUCGGGUAACAUCUGCUCAUAAAGGACCAGAUGAAACUCUGAGGAUUAAAGCUGAGUAUGAAGGGGAUGGCAUUCCUACUGUAUUUGUGGCAGUGGCAGGCAGAAGCAAUGGUUUAGGACCAGUGAUGUCUGGUAACACUGCGUACCCAGUUAUCANUAGAAGAAUAGCAACUGGUUCUUUUCUCAAAAGAAAUCCUGGUGUCAAGGAAGGAUAUAAGUUUUACCCACCUAAAGUGGAGAUGUUUUUCAAGGAUGAUGCCAAUAAUGAUCCACAGUGGUCUGAGGAACAGAUCAUUGCUGCAAAAUUUUGCUUUGCUGGACUUGUUAUAGGCCAAACUGAAAUCCGUCGCCAGCUCCGCCUCGUGGGACCAGCACACUGCUUGGCCCGCAGCGGUCGCCCCGGAAACGCACGCUGCUUGGAGCUGAAACUGUUGGGUGAACCCCUUCUCAACCCGCUCCCACGGUCCGACGCCUCGUUCCUCCAGACCCGCUUCUAG